Molecule: messenger RNA, 1662 nt
Organism: Botrytis fragariae
Lineage: Eukaryota; Fungi; Ascomycota; Leotiomycetes; Helotiales; Sclerotiniaceae
Product: putative carboxylesterase protein
Exons: 3
Coding region: 1-1662 (553 amino acids)
Source: RefSeq, a predicted model, not a curated record
AUGUCGUUCUUUUCUUCCAAAUCUGCUUUGACUUUGGUCACCUCAGCUUUUUUGGCAAUUACUCCUAUCAAUGCACAGCUCUACAACAAAACAAUCCAAACCACUUUGGGUCCCGUUCAAGGAUACAAGUACUUCACCGCCAAUGUCAGUGAGGAAUACUUUGGUGUUUCUUCCAGCAAUGUCGCCGCGUUCUUAGGUAUUCCUUAUGCUGCCGAUACUGGCUACCAAAACCGAUGGAAGCCAGCCCAGUCUAGAGAGUCAUGGAACGAAACUUUACAAGCUACCAGCUUCGGUCCUGCUUGCCCUACCAGCACUUCUUCGGGCUAUGUGAGCGAGGAUUGUUUAAGUCUAAAUAUCUGGACGAACGCAAACUCUUCCAGUGAUAAGCUCCCAGUCUUGCUUUGGAACCAGGGUUCUGAAGAGACGAGUGACAAUCCUUGGUGGUAUGGUGGCGGAAUGGCCAUGAAAAAUGUUGUCAUGGUCACUUUCAAUCGUCGUGACGACGUUCUAGGUUAUCUCGCCACUCCUGAACUCAAUGCAGAGGGUCUCGCUACUACCGGUUACAACACUUCCGGCAACUACGGUGUUCUUGAUCAACUUGAGGUCUUGAAGUGGAUCCAAAACAACAUCGCCAACUUUGGUGGUGACCCAGACAGUGUUACAAUUGCGGGCCAAUCUUUCGGUUCAUCACAAGUAUACCAUGCAGUCAACAGUCCGCUUUUCACUGGUUACUUUCACCGCGGUAUCUCCCAGUCCGGUAUUAGAUAUCCAUAUGAUACACUCCUUGCUGGUCUAGCUACUUCUUACGUCACUAUGGAGAGAGCGUUAGCUUUCGGUGUGAACUACACAGCUGCUCAAAACGUUAGUACUCUUGCGGAACUCCGUGAACUGCCUCUGUCAGAUGUCAUCCAAGGAUCCAAUGAUCGUGACUCUAGCAUCUGGUAUAUCACUGCUUUGCUAUGCAACGACCCUCUUAUAUUCAAGCCUGUUCUGGAUGGCUACGUUCUCCCCAUGAAAUACUUGGAUCAACUCAUCGCAGGUCCCGCCAACGAUGUCCCACUUAUCACCGGAAAUACUAAAGACGAGAGCGGUGCCUCUACAUCACUUACCCUAUAUAAUCUCACCGAAUACCAAGAAUACAACGCUCUCCGAUGGGGCAAUCUCUCCGACACAUACUUCAAACUUUACCCUGCAGAUGGUAAUGUUACUCUGGCCAACAUGGCUUGGAACGCUGCUCAAAGAGAUGUCUCGGUUGUCAGCAGUUGGGCUUAUGCAAACAAGUGGAUUGAGUCUGCCGCAAGCCCGAUCUACACCUACUACUGGGACCAUGCUCCACCGGGACAGGAUCAGGGUGCUUUCCAUCAAAGUGAAAUCAUGUACGCAUUGAAUGCACUAUACGCCAAUACUGACACAUACCCUUUCACUGACGAAGAUUACUACAUCGGCGAAUUGAUGACUGGCUACUGGGUCAACUUUAUUAGAACUGGUAACCCUAACACCGGUGGAGCGUACACUAAUGGUACUUUGCCCCAUUGGUAUCCUAACGAUGGUAUCUCCAACUACGUCAUGGAGUUGGGUGAUGGGUGGGGUAACCAUACUGUUUCUCCAACUGCUAAUGUUGAUCUAAUUAUGAGCUAUUUUGGACAACAAAUUCCUUACUAG